CGUUGUAUACACGCACAGCAGAUCGCGCGAUCGUCGGGAGAAAAAUAUAUUAAAAGUGAUAAUAGUAAUAAUUAUAGAGUUUUGUUAUAAUACAAACAUAAUAUUAUUAUUAUAACACACGGUUGUUUCGCGCGAAUCGACUAGCGUCUAUUGUGUCUCCGUCGUUGUGUCCGUUCGGUUUUGUAUUAUUGAUAUAUUUCGCUCUGCAAUUAAUCUACUCACUACGGUGUUCGACGUCCGAUAUCAAAUUUUGCCGUCGUUCGCUAUCGAUAUACAUAAAUAUUUUUCACGCAACCGCAUCGCACUUCGCUUAUAAUCGGCUGUCUGCACAAUACAUACCCUAUACGCGUCUCGUCGUGCCAUGCCGUCGUGUCGUUGAGUCGAGUGAAUGCACAGCAGUGAUGUUGAUCGGCAGCGGUACAGCAGGCAGCUUCGGGAGUUUCAACGUGGACCAUCCGGGCGUGCCCAGCAUCAUCAGCGGUCUACAAGGGUCGCCUCACCACGCGAGCACCGCCAGCCAGCCCCAACAGCAUUCGCCGGGCUCGUCAUCGGGCGGCGGCGGCAGCGGCAGUGCCGGAGGAGGUAGCGCCAUGACGCCACUGUUGCCGUCGUUCGGGUUCACCCAAGAACAGGUGGCCUGCGUGUGCGAAGUGCUCCAGCAAUCCGGAAACAUCGAGCGGCUGGGCAGGUUCCUGUGGUCGCUGCCCAGUUGCGACAAGCUUCACAAGCACGAGAGCGUACUCAAGGCAAAGGCCAUCGUGGCGUUUCACCGGGGUAACUUCAAAGAGCUGUACCGUCUGCUGGAGAGCAACCAGUUCUCCGCACACAACCAUCCCAAGCUGCAGGCGCUCUGGCUCAAGGCGCACUACGUGGAAGUCGAAAAGCUCAGGGGUCGUCCGCUGGGUGCUGUCGGAAAGUACCGGGUCCGCCGCAAGUUUCCGUUGCCUCGGACCAUAUGGGACGGCGAGGAGACCAGCUACUGUUUUAAGGAAAAGUCCCGGAUGGUGUUACGCGAAUGGUACGCCAGUAAUCCGUAUCCGAGUCCCAGGGAGAAAAGGGAAUUGGCCGAGGCCACUGGAUUGACUACGACCCAGGUGUCCAACUGGUUCAAAAACCGCAGGCAAAGAGAUCGGGCAGCCGAACAGAAAGAUGGCAUGUCCGGCAGCCGGAGUCCAACGGGAAUGGGUGACGGAUGCGAUAAGAUGGUCGGUGGCCCGCCGUCCAACUUAGACUCCAGUUCGUCCGAAUCUAUCGACGGCGACAACAUGAAGUCGCACAUACAUAUGCUGCACAAACCCAGCGCGAUAUCGUUCGGGCACUCGAUGAUCACAAGCCAGGACCAUUUGUCCAGCCACGAGAUGAUGUUCGGAGGCGGAGGCGACCUCAAGUCGUCGAUGUCCGGCGUCGGGGGCGUCGGAGCGGGCGGCAUGUCCAUGAUGGCCAACUCGGCGGCCGCGGCCGCGGCGUACCACCACCAGACACAGCUGAUCGGCGGCGGCGUAGGAGGCGGCGGCGGCGGCGGCGGCGGCGGCAUCGUCGGCGGAUUCGGGUCGCCCAUCGGAAGUCGCCCGCUGAUCGGCACCGGCGUCGGCGGCGUCGGCAACGGCGACCACCACAGCCACUUGCAGCAGAUCGUCGCCGGCCACCCCGCCGAUCCUUCGCUACUGCACGACUACCAUUCCUUAUGACAGUGGGUGUCUGGCUACAACGGUGGCCAGCAAUGAUGUCGUAUAAAUAUUAUACGUUAUAUCAUUGUACAUACGCGACGGAGACGCAUCACCCGCACCCGCACGCCGCUCCCACCCACACGGCACCCAUCACACGCGCGUCGCUCUACAAUACAAUAUAUAUAUAUGAACGCACACCACCCGGCGGUGCGUACACAACACACAGUUGGCCGCGCGAAACCCAUCCGCGCGGGGCUAAGAGAUCCAAUCGGAUUCGCACGGUGGCGAGCGAGUUCGCACUUUUCGUUUGCACAUCAUAAUAAUUAAUUAUUUAUAAUACAACACAUACGACGACGACGACGACGACGACGAGAAAAAAGAAAAUACCCGAUGACUGCCCACGGUCGUGCUGCUGCGCGUGCGUUCGUGUGUCGUCGGCAUCCAAAACGUCUUCGCGGCACAAAAGACGCACUUAAAUAAUAUUUACGAUAGACAUUAGACAUUAUACACGUGUUAUAUAUAUAUAUAUAUAUAUAUAAAUAUGUACAAUAUUAAAAUAAUAUUAUUUGUAUGGCGCGAGUGCAGUAAAUUAUAUAAUAUAUAAUACGACUACCGCACGACUGCGGUACAAUAUAUAUAUAUAAGGGUGUGUGUGUGUGUGUCUGAGGGGGGUGGUUUGGGUUAUCGCCCCGCGACUGCAGUGCACAAAACUAUGUUAUAAUCUUACGCAAUAAUAAAACGUUAUAAUAAUCGAUAUAAAGCAUUCGUGAUGUGGUCCACCCCGAAAAACCGACUUUCUGCCGAAAUUGUUUUUCAAAUUUUAUCGACUCUCGCCGAAAACAAUAAUACAAUAUUGAUAUAUGCGAUACGUUACCGUAUUCACACCCGCCGCGAACAUCAACCGCGCUAAUCGUGUCAAUUGAUCGUUCUCCGCGUGGUAGUGAGUAGGUAACGGACGAUGGUCCCUAUACUCAUUGAACUCGUAGAUUUAUUACAGUGAGUACACUACAUCUUAUGCCGGUUCGCACGAAAAUCUAAUAAACCAAUCGUGGGCCAUUAAAUCGUGUUUGAGGGACUAAUAUAUUAGUUCACCGGUGAUUCAAUAAAUUGUUCAGUGAUCGUUCACAUUCAACCCAACCCAUUAAGUCAGUCGGUUUUCCUCGCAACUCGGCGUUGUCAAUAAAAUGUGCACCUAUAUCGGUCUUCAUUGUGUGUGUACAAAUACUAUCUGUCCGCUCCCGAAAGUCCGCUCUUGUCCCGCCGAUCGGAGGUGUACCUACUGCGCCGAGCAAAUAUAUUAUUUAUUCAAUUAAUACGCGACCCAUUUACGCUUUGUUUUGUAAAUAUUAUUAUCAGCAUGUAUUUGCUAUAUGUUCUUAACUAUCAAAUUCAGGGCGAAAUAGAAAUACCCGACAGAUGUCAGUAUUAACUAACGAUGCAAUAAUCUUUAUUCUGAUAUAUAUUUUAAAUUUAAUUACCAUGAUUAAUGCUAAUCAUAUAUAUUUAUAUACAAAACCGUUUAUAUUAAUAUUAAUAAAAAGUUGUUUCGCAGUUAAUUAAAAUUCAAUUUGUCGGUCAUUUCUGUUACGCCUUGUAGUACAUAAUACAUACCUAUAUUAUUCAUAUAGUCACUAUUCGUUGUUAAUAUAGUAAUUUAAUUGUACGAUUAUAGUCCUCACAUUAUCUUGUUCGGCUUACAACAUGUGUAUAACCUAUGUACGCAUAAAAAGUAAUUACAUUUUUAUGCCUAUCGAAAAAACUUAGAGUCAAUUUUCCAAUACGUAUUGUAUAUUUUCUAGUUUUAUACAUCAUUUUUCGAAAGUUAGGUAUGUAAACCUAUAUUCAAGCUUUAUAGGUUAUUAUGUUCCGCAGAUAUUUUUGAUCGUGUAUUUCUAACAAACCCUAUUAUAAUUCACGAAUAGAUUGCAUCUUAGUGUUUAUAUCAUACUAUAUUCCUCGGACAUAAACUUCUAGUUAUUUUCAUCUAAUAUUUUAAUUCUAAUAAAAUAAGAACAGAUACUAAAUUGUUAAUUCUGAACGCAAAUUUUUGUAACAAACCGUAUUAAUUAGAUAUUUUUUUUAAUUAUCAUAAUGUGCACAUUAAACUUUAAAAAAUAUGAUAAGGAAUUAAAAUUGUUCAAACGGUUUUCUAUAUUUUGAGGGGACGACAAGAGAAAUACGGCUUUAUACAGAUCAUUGUUUAUGUACAUAUUGUGUAUAAUAAUUAUUUGUUUACCAAACCAUUUUUUUUUUCGUUUUGAGUUUCCGAAACCAAUUUUAGAGAUCAAGACACCAAGAACAGAAAGUUAUUAAAUCAAACGGUAUUUAUUCGUCGCGUUUAAAAACAAAAAGCAUACGCUGUGAUGUAAACUAUAAUCCGCCACAGCAGUCGUUCAUCGGGAUUUGCCAAAAAUUACCAAAGCAAAUCGGGUGUAUUAAAAUAAUAAUACAAAUAAAAAACCGUCUUUUCGACUUUUCGUGUACGGUGUCAUCGACGUGACCGUUCCGUCUAGACUAGAUCUAGCGCGGCAAACUGGUUAUUCCGUACUGUAAUUUUGUCAAUGAGAUUUAAAACUAUUCGAAAAUGGCAUCAAAAAAACCAGUACCGGAACGUUACAAGCGAAAGAUUUAAUAACACAUAAAUAAAUGGCAUAUUUUCACCGUCGUUUAGUAUUGUUCUGCGCAACUGUCAUAAUUUGUGUUUCUGCGUUUCAUUUUUUUUUCCGUCCAUUCGGCGCAAAAUCCUUGGUGACAAUUAGCGCGCAGGAUAUUCGGUGUCAUACAUUACGGCAAACAUGUUUACAGAAACACAACCUCCCAAGGACAUCCACACGUUUUCUUUAACAAUGUACUGAAUAAUAUUAAUACAUAUAUUAUCGGUGUGUAGUAGGUACACCGUAUUAAAAUUAAUAAUUUUUAAUCACUUAUCGACUUGUCACUCUCCUCGGUAUACCUCCGUGAUUAUAUUAUUUUUUUAUCUCAACUAAAACGAAUUUAUUUUAUUAAAUACGUUAGCACCUCUUUUUAUUUCUGACGUCUUGAGCAAAAUACAAGGGUUUUAUUUUAAUGUGCUUAGUGGUUCUAGCAUUAUAAAGAAAAAUAUAAGUAAAACCGACAACCUGUCAAUUCGUCGAAUUCCGUUAUUAAAUUAUUUCAACUACUAUAAUACUAUAUUAUUGUAACACUAUUAUAAUCACUCAACGUUCAAUUUUUUACGACUUGCGGACUGUGAACCUAAAACAGGAAACGGGGUUUUUCAUCGCUGUAAACUAAAAUAAUCUAAAAUUAUUAUUUGAAAAAAUUACAUUGUUAUACAGUAGUCAAAUUAACUAAAAUAAUUAACUAUAUUAUACGACUGUGUGACGCACAUAACAUGCAAUUAAGGGAGGCGUGGUUCUCUUUUUUCUCGUUGUUCGUUCGCCGUAAACGAAAUAAAUAUUCUUAAUAAACUAUAAUAUUUAUCACAUACUCGUAAUAGUUUCUGCGGUUGUAUUUAUUAAAGCUUUAUUGUACGGAUCAAAAGUCACGAGAGACGAAUCGAUAAAUCCCGAGAAAUAUAAACUAAGUGACGCACAAUAACCUUUUCAGAUACUUACCGACAAUUAUUAUUGUACUGCUCGUUUGGUCGUAAAUUAUAAAGUAUCAAUUUCAGUACAAAUCUAUUACUGCGAUAAAUUAAUUUAAAGCUUAUAAAGUCAAUAAUUAAAUACAGCAAUACAAUAAAUAAUAAUAAUAUUCAGUCAAACCUAACCAUCUCCACGAUGUCCCAAGCGAGAGUGCAACACAAUGUAAUUACGCCCUCGUUUGGUCACCACGCGUCCGGAAAUUUUACAUAUUAUUCACCGUGGUAGGUUUUGCGCCAUAUGCUCACGAAUAAGGCUAUAAUGUAUUAUUCGAUCUACCCGAAACGCAACUGUAGACUUAACACCAAUAUGACAUAUAUAUGUAUAAACACAAAUAUGUGGCUAAUACAAACUCGUGGUGUAGGUAUACCUACAGCGACGAUCAGCGCCGAUCCGAGUGACGUAGGUAUAAUAUUAUAGAUAAUCCACGGCGUGACAUUUGAAAACAUAUAUUUACUACAGUUCUACAGUUCCUAUAUAUAUAUAUAUAUAUACAUAUACAUUAUUAUAU
Messenger RNA from Rhopalosiphum maidis (corn leaf aphid), 5801 nucleotides. RefSeq names its product homeobox protein six1-like. NCBI's taxonomy places the organism in Eukaryota, Metazoa, Arthropoda, Insecta, Hemiptera, Aphididae. Bases 402 to 1688 code for a protein of 428 amino acids. The transcript is spliced from 3 exons. Gene Ontology annotation, biological process: regulation of transcription by RNA polymerase II. Gene Ontology annotation, cellular component: transcription regulator complex; nucleus. Gene Ontology annotation, molecular function: DNA-binding transcription factor activity, RNA polymerase II-specific; RNA polymerase II cis-regulatory region sequence-specific DNA binding. The record is from RefSeq and is a predicted model, not a curated record.